Messenger RNA from Orbicella faveolata, 2533 nucleotides. RefSeq lists its product as uncharacterized. Gene Ontology annotation, cellular component: tRNA-intron endonuclease complex. Gene Ontology annotation, molecular function: tRNA-intron lyase activity. The record is from RefSeq and is a predicted model, not a curated record. Gene Ontology annotation, biological process: tRNA-type intron splice site recognition and cleavage; tRNA splicing, via endonucleolytic cleavage and ligation. NCBI's taxonomy places the organism in Eukaryota, Metazoa, Cnidaria, Anthozoa, Scleractinia, Merulinidae.
UUCCCCGGUUUUGCACAAAACGUGCAAUUGUACUAACCCUUGACAGAGGCUACAAUUGUACUGAAUUUGGCCUCUUUUUAGCAGACAGUAGAACUCUGCGUGGGUAAUGAAUUUAGAGAGAAUGGAGGUCCAGAGAUAAAAUCAACGCGUGUCAAUUGUAUUGGAUACUUUUCCGUGGUAAUGAUGAUAUAAAGAAUUAAAAAUGUAUGCGUUUUGUUUCCCCACUGAGAACAAGUUUCUCCCAUAAAUCAUUGCACACCUGAAAUUUGGUAACCUUGGCGAGGUCACUGAGCAAUAAAAUGGCGGCAAUUUUGCACUCUUUUCCCCUGCCUCAAGAGUUUCUCAGUUCAUCUGAGAUUUGAUUGGCAGAAGGUAGACUUCUUCUGUAUCACAGAAGUCAUGUCUGAUCUGAACAUUUUAUUCUGCCCUGAAGAUCUUCUCGCACAUAGAAAGAAGCCUUCUCAGUUACCACAGCAUGGAGGACAAAAAGCUUUUGCCCCAGAUGACGACAGUAGACCAGAUGAAACUUUGGCCUCCUUGAUGCGAGAAAAGAGAGAUAUCUUACAAGAACAAAGAGUUUUGAAGAAGGGUAACUUGUCUAUAGGAACUUGGAAUCCAGAUGAAAAAGUGGUUGACAUAUCAGUAUCAAAGGGUCCCCACUGGCAACAUUUUGGACAAAGGAAACAUGGGAAGUUGUUGUUACAGCCACAGGAAGCUCUUUUCCUUCUGGAGCAGGGAUCAUUGGAGCUGUACUAUGGUGGAUUACCAAUGUCCUUUCAACAGGCUUACAUGUCAAUGUUGUCAGAUGACUUCAACCCUGAUCAGUAUCUGGUUUAUACUUACUUUCUGCGCUUGGGAUUCAUUGUUUUACCACAUUCAUCUUCAAGACAGAACAGUGAAGAAAACCCAACUGCUGAAGGCAAAACUCAUCAGGAAACUGGACAGAAAGAGGAAAUAACAACUGGAGCUGCGACUGGUGAUGAUUACAAUGAUGAUGAUGUGAAUGUCAGUGAUAAUGAUGAUAAGAUACCCAACAUAUCGUCUCCUGUAGCCCACCUGUGGACGAGUAAAGAUGAUUGUAGACCACUUGUAAGGCCUGAAGAUGCAACCUCAACAGCUGCAGUUUUGUCAAAGUUACAAGUGAUCAAGAAUCAAAGAAUGACAGAAGGAAACUGUAUGGAACCAAGCUCAGCACAGCAAUCUCUGCAAAUAGUAUUGGAUGUUUAUCAGCCAGGACUGAACUUCAAGAAAAGUGAUCCAGGACCGCCAGAUUUUUGUAUCACUGUUUGCAGGUUUUGUGACCCUCCCCCUUCACUGGCAGCUUUAACUGUUCUGAGAAAGGAGUGCUCUCCAGUUCCGCUCAAGAUCGCUCUGGUUGAUGGUGGAAGCGUUUCUUUUUACAGUGUGAUAGAUGUGGAUAGCCCGACUUUUAUUACGAGAGGUUAACACUUCGAGGAAACUUUUCCAAAUCGGACAGGGAGUCGAAGCAUCAAGCUCGCCUGCGUGCGCUUGUAUCAGCGUGUUUCUCAAGGCGGCCAUGCUCAGAAGCUGAGGCCAAGAAAACAACGUGCGAGCGCCAUGAGGCUACUAAAUAACGCUCUAACCUAUGAAAUGCUAUCUGCAAUGACAACAUAGUGUCACAACUAGGAAGGCUGGUACAGCGCUUUUAAAUUUCGCUGCCCUGAAGAACAGUUCAAUCGUCUCGCAGACUUGACUCUCUGCAACACGCUCAUUUGCGAAGAAACCAUACAUGUAUAGAACAGGUUAUAUGUUACUAAAUCAAAAGUCAUUAUUUGAUGUCCAAAAUUACGUUAAAUUGAAGCAAACUUAAAGUAACAUUUACAUUAAAUAAAUUGGAAAGAAAAACACCAAGAAUCAUAAAAAAGAAAACCAAAGGGGCGUGAAUCUUGGCGGGAUUUAACAGGGCUCGGAACGUGCACAUCUAAAAUAAUCUUUUCUUUCCUUUACAUAAGCCAGAGACAUCGACCAUUUAUUUUUCCAGGGGUUUAAGUUAAGUCAUUGUUAAGGUGCUUAGUUUUCUUUUGUUCGAGUCUGACCCUGAAAUCAGAAGUCACCACAAAAUUGACCAAAAUCUUUUACUCAGAAGUAAAGCCGAAGAACCAAUACGGGAUGGCAGUGUUCCAUGUCUGUUUAACAUUCAGUUAUGUUUCAAAACCGACUUCCCCUCUCCUUGCGUCAACGUGUAUAGUUCGUGAGCCUUUUCCGUCUGAAAUAGCGUAUUGAGUUAAAACAUUUUUGUCUGAAAUGGGCUAUGCUUUGUUGUAUGGCCUGAAUUAGGUAUGUUUUCAGUUUUAUUAGAAAAAAACAUGGACAUCGCGGAAUCUUACACCGUUCUCAAAUGUUUAGGCAAAUGGAAGCCAUUCAUGGUUAGCUGAAGUCACGUUAUUAGAGACGUCUGAAAAUUUUAUUGCUCAGAAAAUGGUUAUCAAUUUUUCUGUCAGGUCUGUAAUAGGGUGUAUAAAAUCACUUUUUGAUGUAAAGUUUAUAUGAAAUAUUUCAUAUCUGAACUGCG